AUGAGUCGCUCAAAAGUUUAUUUCGAUAUGGCUGCUGAUGGUCAACCAUUAGGUCGUGUCACUUUUACACUUUACAAUGACGUUGUUCCAAAAACAGCUGAAAAUUUUCGUGCACUUUGUACUGGUGAAAAGGGAUUCGGAUUUAAAAGUUCAUCAUUUCAUCGUGUCAUACCAGGAUUUAUGUGUCAAGGUGGAGAUUUUACAAAUCAUAAUGGUACUGGUGGCAAAAGUAUUUAUGGUGAAAAAUUUGCCGAUGAAAAUUUUCAGUUGAAACAUACAAAAGAAGGUUUAUUGUCAAUGGCUAAUGCUGGUAAAAAUACGAAUGGUAGUCAAUUUUUCAUUACAACUGCUGUUACAUCCUGGCUUGAUGGUAAACAUGUUGUCUUUGGUGAAGUUAGCGAAGGUUACGAUAUAAUUAAAAAAAUAGAGGGUUAUGGUUCACAAAGUGGUAAAACUUCAAAGAAAGUAACCAUAACAGAGUGUGGUCAACUUAGUUAA
Messenger RNA from Didymodactylos carnosus, 498 nucleotides. NCBI's taxonomy places the organism in Eukaryota, Metazoa, Rotifera, Eurotatoria, Philodinida, Philodinidae. The record is from the annotation of a GenBank genome assembly.